UUAUAAUUUAAUUUGUUUUAACAUGGCUUCGUAAUUUUAAUUUUAAUUUAAUUUCUGUGUCAAAUUGACACAAAUAAACACAUUUUUGUAAUUUUAAUGUUUACCGCCAAUGUGCCAUUUAAAUUAAAUUAAUAAUAUUUCUAAAUUAAAUUUAUAAUACUUCUUAAUUUUAACCUUUUAAUGUUGAAGAUAAUUUUAAAAUAUUUUGUCAUUAUUUCACAGUAAUAUAAGCUUAUUUUUCCUCGACCCCGAUUUCAAUUUUAAAUUCCUUUAAACUUAUUUUAAAGAUGUUGAUGAACAGUCAGAAAUUACUUGAUAUGUCUGAUAACAAGUUUGAGGAACUCAUAACACUCAUCAGAUACUCAGCUUUAAACGCCUCUGAACUUUCCUCUAAUGUUGCCGUCUCGUUUUUAUCAAAUAUGCUCAAAGAUUCCAAAAUAUACGGUCCUCCAAAUUAUGAAGUAACAAAUGAGGAGGAGAGGAGGUUUAUUGAGUUCUAUGAGGAGGAGAAACCGCUGGAAGUUGAGUCAGACUCGAGUUCAGAUUCCCGUAAAAACAGGAGAUUUAACAGAGUUUCCUCGAUUAAGAAUCGACUAAACAGGAUUAUUUGUUUGUUUAGAUUAAAUAGGAAGAGUUCAAGAAUUGACUCGAAGGCUAAUUUGGAGCCUGAAGUGGGUUCUAAGAAGGAGAAAUUUUACAUUUCAUAUGCUGACUUAAUGGUUCCCAGCAACGUUGAAUAUGAUCCUAAACGACUGGAUAUUCCCAUUUAUGACUUUAGAAGGAAUAGCUUAUCUUCCUCUGAUUCUAUUGAGAUUAAAAUCGCCCCUAAUGACAACUCUUUUGAGGUUCCUGAACAGAAACUACAUCCAAUACUCUUUGAAUCUAAUACUCUAUUCCGUCAAAAACACCCUUGGCUACAUCCUACACUCUCAUUCACUAAACUCUGUAAAAUAAAGUAUAAUGUGAUGUCAUUACCGAAUUUGAUCCAUCAUGUGGACCCAUCAACAUCGGCAAUAGCAUGGACGCUAAUCGAAAGACUUGUUUUGAAUGGGGUGUUAACGAAGUUUAACAGGAAGUUGUUCUCAUCCGUGUGUUAUAUUCUGGCGUACAAGUUUAACCAGGACUUCGAGUAUGAGGUGAUCAAUGAGAUUCUCACAAUUUUUACGCGUGAAAAGAACGUCGACGCCAAGUCGAUUUUCUACAAUGAAAUGAAGAUUUUUGCACUUUUGGAAUUUUCACUGAAACUCAAGUAUACGUAUAUUCAAACGCAUAUUAACCAUUAUUUGGACUUCAACAAAAUUUCCUUCUUCGAACUCUAUGACACUCCCGAGUCCACCUAUACAAUGCUUGAGCUCGACUAACACUCUAUUAUCUUAAUUUUUGUCUAUUUACCAUAA
Molecule: messenger RNA, 1397 nt
Organism: Theileria parva strain Muguga
Lineage: Eukaryota; Apicomplexa; Aconoidasida; Piroplasmida; Theileriidae
Product: Cyclin domain protein
Exons: 6
Coding region: 288-1361 (357 amino acids)
Biological process (GO): regulation of cell cycle
Source: RefSeq, a predicted model, not a curated record